UUUUAUAUCUUCCAGAUGCUUCAGAUAAAUUUGGCUUGAAUUCGAUUUUUGAAACUUAUGGUAUUUAUAGUAUUUGCCUUUUUUCAUUUUAUUUUACACCAUGGAAGACUCUCCAACACCAUUGGAAUUACUCAGAUUUCCUUAUUAUAAUCAAUCUAAAGGUGAUAUUGAGGAACUAUCAUGCCUUGAUCCAAAAUUUUGCCAAGAUGUCCUUUUUCCACAAUAUUUACCUGCUCCCAAGAUCCAACCGGAAAUGGAUCCAUGUGUCUGGCAAAAUUGGAUAGAAAGUUUAUCAGCUAUUGAGACAAAUUUAUCAUGGUUACUGAAACUUCCACAUGCAAAAUUCUGGUGUCAGGCUGUCAACAAUGCGUCAUUGCAAGUAUUUUUGGAUUCAUAUUUGAAGCAAACACCUCGAUUUCAGACAUCAAGUUGGCCUGAUGAAGUUUUAGAAAAGCACAAUGCAGUUCAUAGACUUGUUUUCAUGACUUAUCUGAGGAUGGCAACCAAUAAAGAAUCAUCAUCACAUUUUAUUACGUCUGAUUUCUUUGGUGAACUUUUGUAUGAAAAUUAUCUUUUUGAUAUUCCUAAAAUAAUGGACUUAUGUGCAAUUUAUGGAAAUGAAACAAACUCUGCUCUUCUUGGAAAAGCAAUUUCAAAUAUAUUCAAGUUUCAACCUAGUUACAAUGAAGAUUUGAAAGAAACAGUUGGAACCAUAAUGCAGGUAUUUCACAACAUUGAUGAAAAAUGUGGUGUUGAAUAUCAUCCGGACAGAUCUCCCAAUGAAAAUGCUUCAUCUGCGAGACGACCACAUAGAUUAUCAGAAGGUCCAUCUUCAGGCAGAACCGAAUUGUUAAUAAAUACGCCUUUGAAUGAAUUUGAAGAUAUUAUUAUGUAUACGUCGGAUGUUUCAUUCACAUUAUGUCGAUUUCUUGUUGAUGUUUAUCCAAGUGCAUGUUCUGCAUUUUAUGAGAAUGUUAAAUACAUCGCUCAUUUCUACUCAAAUUCAUUGUCGAUUCUCAAUGAAGCAGCUCUCAAAUAUCCUCUUGAUGAUCUACAUUUGAGAUCUCAGUUGUUAGCACAUUUGAAAGUAUCGAGAAAAUCCUUGUUAAAUGUCAUCAGACAAAUACUUAAUGAAUGUCUCCUCACUCCAGCACUUAAUGCUUCAGAGGUUGGUGAUCACUCAAGAACAAAUAACCUUGCAGACGACUAUUUUCAUAUUCUAUCAGAUUUAUUGGGAGAAACAAAAUUUUUUCAAGAUUUUCUGAGAAAAUUACCCAUCAUUGAUGAUGUUCAAUCUCUUCUACAGGCAUCACCAGGAAUUGACGAGACUAGAGCUUCAUUUAUCCUUGGUUCACUUGGCAAUGGAAGAAAGAGUAAAUAUUCUACACCUAGUACUAUUUUACUGAAUGGAACUGCUGAAGAAUCACCUCAAGCAAAUGCUAACCCAGAAGAUGCAAAAGAAGUGUUCAAAGCUGCUUCCAAUCUGUCUACAGAAUCUGAUGUGGAAAUGGAAUCUUUAAUAUCCACUGUUCAUGAUGUUUUGCCUCACCUUGGAGAAGGAUAUAUUGAAUCAUGUCUUCUAUAUUAUGAAAGAGAUUGUGAAAAAACAAUCCAUGCAUUGUUAGAAGGCAAUCUUCCUGAUGAUCUUCGAGCAAUGGACAAUUCAACUCCAAGACAAAAGCGACAGUAUUCUGCUUCACCUGUGAAUGAAAUCAAACAAACCAAUCUUGACAAUCAGCAAUCUCCAUAUGAUAUUUCUUCACUUGAAGAAACUAUUGGACUCAAUGAACGAAAAAAUGUUUUUGAUGGUGAUGAUUUUGAUGUUUAUCAAAACUCAACAAUUGAUCAUUCGAAGAUUCACAAAGGAAAGAAGACUAAGGAUCAUGAACCAGCUCCAGCUAGGACGACUGAAAUGAGACAAAUUUAUGAAAAAUAUAGCAUUGUGUGUGAUGAAGAGGAAAUAACUGACGACAUGGGCUCAUUGGUAGUAGAUGAUGCCUAUUGCAACAUGUAUGAUGAUGAAUAUGACGAUAUGUAUGAUGGUCUCGGUGUUGAUGCAAAUGAUGUUGAUGACGCAGAUGACCUGCUCAAACGACGACCUUUUGUCACUCCUCGUGUUUUUCUCCAAUCUAAGAAAAAUGAAGAAUCAGGGUCAAAUGGCUCGGAAGAGAGCGAAGAAGAGAAAGGUCCAAAGCCUGAUCAUUUCAUAGCAAAUCCUGCAGAUGUCCGAGCCAAGCAGGACGAACGACGUCGACAGCAACAAGAACUGAGAAACAACCGACGUGGUCCAAAGAAAGGACAAAAUCCUAGUUCUUCUGUAUCUAGUAAUAACCCAAAUGGUCAACAAAAUCGUAAGAAGAAGGAUAUGAAUAAAGCAAAAGUUGCUAACCAUAAUCGAAAGAAAAUGGCGACGAAAAAGGCAGCUAAAGGAAUGAUAUAAUUUUUAUUUACAUGCAUUACGGUGUCUUAUGUUGCAAUAAAUAUGUGGUUUAUGCUUUUUGUUCUAGGUAA
This is a messenger RNA of Styela clava, 2511 nucleotides long. RefSeq names its product activating signal cointegrator 1 complex subunit 2-like. NCBI's taxonomy places the organism in Eukaryota, Metazoa, Chordata, Ascidiacea, Stolidobranchia, Styelidae. The record is from RefSeq and is a predicted model, not a curated record. Gene Ontology annotation, molecular function: ubiquitin binding. Gene Ontology annotation, biological process: regulation of DNA-templated transcription.